This is a messenger RNA of Psammomys obesus (fat sand rat), 3199 nucleotides long. RefSeq names its product FGR proto-oncogene, Src family tyrosine kinase (gene Fgr). The record is from RefSeq and is a predicted model, not a curated record. Gene Ontology annotation, cellular component: extrinsic component of cytoplasmic side of plasma membrane. Gene Ontology annotation, biological process: cell differentiation; protein phosphorylation; integrin-mediated signaling pathway. Gene Ontology annotation, molecular function: signaling receptor binding; non-membrane spanning protein tyrosine kinase activity; ATP binding. The coding region runs from base 176 to 1729 and encodes 517 amino acids. Lineage: Eukaryota; Metazoa; Chordata; Mammalia; Rodentia; Muridae. The transcript is spliced from 13 exons.
GCACCCCACUGCUCCCCCACAUCGCCUCUGCGGGCUGCUGAAAGCUAGGGCUGGCUCGCCCCAGAACGGGUCGUCGGCAGCUGGCUCCCCUGGGACCAGGUCUCCUGUGCCUUCCGGGGACUAUGCACCGGUCCUACUGACCCAGGAGUAGGGGCCUUCGGGCAGGGUACCUGGAAUGGGCUGUUCGUUCUGCAAGAAGCUUGAGCCUGCAUCCAAGGAGGAUGGUGGCCUGGAAGGGGGCUUCAGGAGCCCAGAGCUGGAAGAACGCUACUACCCUGACCCCACUCAAGGCCGGUCCGCGUCCUUCUCUCCCCAGCCCGCCAGCCCUACUUUCCUUAAUUCUGGCAAUACCAGAAGCAUCUCAGGGACCGGAGUUACCACAUUCGUUGCCCUGUAUGACUAUGAGGCCAGGACGGAGGAUGACCUCACCUUCACCAAAGGCGAGAAGUUCCACAUCCUGAACAACACGGAAAGUGACUGGUGGCAGGCUCGGUCCCUGAGCUCUGGACACACUGGCUAUGUUCCCAGCAACUACGUGGCUCCUGCGGAUUCCAUCCAGGCUGAAGAGUGGUACUUUGGGAAGAUCAGCAGGAAGGAUGCAGAGAGGCAGCUUCUCUCGGCUGGCAACCCUCAGGGGGCCUUUCUCAUUCGGGAAAGUGAGACCACCAAAGGUGCCUACUCCCUAUCCAUCCGUGACUGGGACCAGAACAGAGGCGAUCACGUGAAGCAUUACAAGAUCCGGAAGCUGGACACGGGGGGCUACUAUAUCACCACAAGGGCCCAGUUCGAAUCUGUGCAGAACCUGGUCCAGCACUACAUGGAAAUGAACGACGGUCUGUGCUACUUGCUCACGGCGCCCUGUGCCACCAUGAAGCCCCAAACGCUAGGCCUGGCCAAGGAUGCCUGGGAGAUCAACCGGAGCUCCAUAACGCUUGAACGCAGGCUGGGCACCGGCUGCUUUGGAGACGUGUGGCUGGGCACUUGGAACUACAGCACGAAGGUGGCGGUGAAGACGCUGAAACCGGGCACCAUGUCCCCGAAGGCCUUCCUGGAGGAGGCGCAGAUCAUGAAGCUGCUGAGGCAUGACAAGCUGGUGCAGCUGUACGCGGUGGUGUCGGAUGAACCCAUCUAUAUCGUGACGGAGUUCAUGUGCUACGGUAGCUUGCUGGAUUUCCUAAAGGGUCGAGAGGGCCAGAACUUAAGGCUGCCCCAUCUAGUAGACAUGGCCGCCCAGGUGGCUGAAGGCAUGGCCUACAUGGAACGCAUGAACUACAUCCACCGGGACCUGCGAGCAGCCAACAUCCUUGUGGGGGAACAGCUGGUGUGCAAGGUCGCCGACUUCGGGCUGGCACGCCUCAUAGAGGAUAACGAGUACAACCCCCGCCAAGGGACCAAAUUCCCCAUCAAGUGGACAGCCCCAGAGGCUGCCCUCUUCGGCAGAUUCAGUGUCAAGUCGGACGUGUGGUCUUUUGGGGUUCUGCUCACUGAGCUGAUCACCAAGGGCAGAGUUCCUUACCCAGGCAUGAACAACCGGGAAGUGCUGGAGCAGGUGGAGCACGGCUACCACAUGCCGUGCCCCCCGGGCUGCCCCGAGUCCCUGUAUGACGUCAUGGAGCAGACCUGGCGCCUGGAUGCCGAGGAGAGGCCCACCUUUGAGUACCUGCAGUCUUUCCUGGAAGACUAUUUCACCUCCACAGAACCACAGUACCAGCCAGGAGACCAGACGUAGCCUGGCUGGGUGCCGACAACCCUCUGGGAGUAUCUACCUGCCCUUGCCAACCUCCAGGGCUCUCUGGUCCCAGUGCUCCCGGACUUGGAGCCCUGUGGAAUCCUCGCACAUCAGAAGAAGGCCAGAGGCUCUGAACCCAUUUUAUAGAUGGGGCGAACGGAGGCCAGGAACUCAUCUCUUACCUUCUCUGACCCAAGCACUCUUUCUUCCCUUCCCCCCAUGCCCCAUCCAAAUAUCUGUUGCACCUUGCUCAUUCUACAGAUGAAGUCAAUGGGUGCUCAGAGCUCCUCUCUCACACACUCUGACCCCAAGCACCAUUUUUCCUGUCCCACUAGGCUCCUGCAUACUGUUGGUCCCUCUCUUCCAUCUCCUAAAAUUACUGCUACUACUCUGUCCAGUUAUUUAUGAAAUUCUAUGUCGCUUCCUUCCCUUCCCUUUUCCUGGUGAUUUCCCACCCCUUGUCAGCCUGCUCCAGCCCUGGCCCUAAGAAUUCAAUUACUGCUCUCGGUUCUCUUGGGUUUCUCUAAGUUUCGAGGACAGGGAACAUCUUUGCUUGAUACCCUUUCCUGCAGUCGGGACGCUGUGGUCCGGGCCCAGGUCUGAGGGAAAGAGCUGUGGAAGGCUCAGCACCUCUCUGGGUAACGUGUACCUGUCUAUUCAUUAUGUGAGGAAGAACAACGAGAUGUGAACACCGAGCCAUGGAAAUUCCCUGCGCCAUCCUUGGGGAGGCCUCAGGAGGUGAACAGGACAGCUUUGGCUAUUGGGGGGAGGGCAGGACAGGGCAGUGAGCAGUUCCCUCUUGCCUACUAACCACAAGGUACCCAGUGUGUGGAGCUUCAGAAGGCUCCUAAGUCCACAAGUCAGUUCACCACCAGUUGAGAGACACAGAACAGGCCAUCGGAAACAGACGAAUAGAGCUUUGAACCUGCGGACAGCUAAUUCCGCACCUGAGUUCAGCUAAUUUUCCACUCACCCUGGGACAGUCUUAGGCCUCCCACAGAGGCACGGAGAAGAAUGCAACAGACCCUCUGCUGCUGUCGGGUUCCCCAGAACAGGGCAGGGGGAGGAGGAAGGGAAGAGGCCUAGCUCACGGGACCUCACCACGGGAGGUCCCCUCUACCCCAGUGGGCUCUUGGGGACUUUGGAAGUAUCUUUACUUAUUACGGUGUCUGGCAGACCUACUAGCUGGGUCCUCCUCAGAGAAGCUGGGAGCUGGCAGGCCUCGAUUUGGAAACCAGGAGAGUGGGAAGUAUGGAUUCCUGUCUCUGCUCUCAGGAAACACUGAUUGGCCCUCUGACUUAUUGAUGGGGGAGGAGGAGAGCCUGGGAGUUGGGAGUCGCUGGUGCCCUAGGCAAUUACUAAGAAUCUACUCUGAUGGGCCCUUUGCUGAGCAGGACCCUGGUAAAAAUGAGCAAGAUUAUUCCUGUCCUGGAAGAGUUCCCUUGGGUGAAGAGAUAAUAAAUAAUAAAU